Molecule: messenger RNA, 9950 nt
Organism: Patella vulgata (common limpet)
Lineage: Eukaryota; Metazoa; Mollusca; Gastropoda; Patellidae
Product: protein mono-ADP-ribosyltransferase PARP14
Exons: 18
Coding region: 388-4971 (1527 amino acids)
Biological process (GO): negative regulation of gene expression
Cellular component (GO): cytoplasm; nucleus
Molecular function (GO): NAD+ poly-ADP-ribosyltransferase activity; transcription corepressor activity
Source: RefSeq, a predicted model, not a curated record
GGUUUCUGUGCUACAUUACAUUAAGACGAAUCUUUCAGUGACAACAUAAUUCUCGAAGAUAUAUUAAACGAACAUUAUCCGAAAAUAAGAAUAUUAUUUAGAACUUAGAUUUAUAAAGUUAGUAUAACGUUUAUUAAAUUGCUUGGAAUUGGCACGCAUGUGAAAGAUCCCUUGGCAGUUGGUUGGAAUUCGAGAUAAGAGCAGGUCAUAGCGACGUGUCCAUCUUCAUUUGUGUAGUCGAUGCAGAAAGGGCAAGUGUAUGUGUUGGCGUGCAUGUAGAUGAACCAGUGAUAGUUGGAAUUCGAAAUAGAGUAGGGUUUAGUACUACUGUUCUGGGAAAAGACACUCAUUUAAAGUGCCAGAGAGAAGUAAAAAAAAAAAAAAAAAAUGGCAGCUGCCGAAACAGAGACCAACACAAGUGAUAACUGCGUCCUACUUGAGGGUGAACUGAAAGAUAUUCCGUUACAUAAAUUUGGUUUAUAUUUUGAAAAUAAGUCUAAAUCUAGAGGUGGUCCUUUAAGAAAAGAUCCUGUUAUACUGAAGCACGGUAUUUUAGUGGAAUUUGAAUCAUCAGAAGCUGUGCAAGGUGUUAUCGAAAAAGGAACCCAUACAAUUGGUAAAAAUCAGUACAAAGCGUUGAAAUAUCAGAAGAUACCACACUAUCUCAAUAAAAUAUUAGUUAGAAACAUUCCAGAGAAAGCUGAUACGGAUGACCUUCAAAACUUUCUUGAGGCCUUGUUAUCAGAUCAACCAGUAGAAGUAGAGACGGUUCGCUAUUGUGAAGACCCGAAGGAUGCAGUUGUUUCUUUCAAGGAUGAUAUAGACAUUCCCAAGUUGAAAGAUUUUAGUACUACAAAAACAUUUUUGGGCACAAAAAUUAGUAUCCAGAGUAUUGAAAUGACAAAUGUUGUCAAAUUAGUUGGUAUUAAUCCAGAAGCAUCUGACCAAACAUUAAAGUUAUAUUUUCAAAAUACAAGAAGAAGUGGAGGAGGAAGAGUUAAUAAUAUAGAAAGGUUAAAUGAUGUAAUUUUGAUCUAUUUUGCAGACUAUAAAGUCGUGGACAGGGUUUGCAGGCAAUUUCAUCACGUAAACGAACAGGAACUUAAAGCAGAGCUGUAUUUGGAAUGUUUAGGAAUUGAUGGUGGAUCAACAGACCCUAAUUUCUGUGAAAUACCCAACUCUUUGAUUAUUGAUAGCUCAUCCUUCUCAACAAAAGUCAUUAAUAUUUUAUUAGAAACACCCAAACUCCUCGACCAAAUGAACUGCGGCGUGUUAAAGGACUUAAUGGCACGUGCUGCUGAAGUGGGUAAAACUAAAAUGGCCAUCCAUUGCACGUCUAAAGGAGAUACUGCAGAGUCCAGAACAAGAUUGAAAACAUGGUCCAAAGACGUAGAAAGAUGCGUUAAAAAUUUUAUCGAAAAUAACAUUGUGGAAAAAACCUUUCCCUUAACAACCAAGACUAAAGAGACUAUUCUAACAUGGCUGGAUACAAAACUUAGUGAAACAUCAUCCUCUCCGGGUUUAUGGUUUACCUACACCUUUGAUGAGAGCCGGGUCCUGGUAACAGGUGUAAAGGAUGCAGUCUCACCGUUAAUUGAUCAACUACAAACAUUUGUUAACGAAGAACAGGCGAGACUUAAGUAUGAAGCCAGUUUGAAGAAGAGAUGUAUUGAUCUGAAACCACAUGAACUUCUAUAUUUGAAACAUACAGGAAACCUAGACAAAAUCAGAGAACAGUUCCAGUCUAUUGAUUUAGAUAUUGAUGACAAUUCAUUGCGUAUGAAAUGCACGGACACUGAAAUGAACAUGAUUGAGAGAACGGUAAAAGAAAAUUUAUCAGAUUUGGUGAGAAUUCCAUUACAGUUAACUAAAGAUAAGAACACAAUUCUUGGUGACACACAAAACCAUGCGUGGUUUUACGCCGAAAUCAACAAAAGACUUACAAAUAUAAAGGGUAUCUGGUUGAGAGAAAAUGGUGAAAUUGUAGUCUGGUGUAAAUCAAAGACGGAAUUUUUAGGAAUUAAAAAAGUAUUAGAAACUUCUAUAAUUCAACACACCGUACAAAUACCGGAAGACAAAAAACUGGUCCUACAGUCAAAGACCUGGAGUGAUGCCCUAAAGAGAACAGUAGAGGAAGAACAUCUCGCUGAGGCCAUUGUUACCGUUUCUAAUGAAACAGUUUUUAUAACUGCCAUGAAACAUAUCAUCGAUGAAGUACUCAACACAGUAACAAAUCACAUUGACUCUUCCAAACUGUUCACCGAAACUGUCCCCAACUUAACCGACAAAAUGAAAGAUAGUUUCAGAAACGAAGGUGUUGAUUUUUCUGAUAUUGAGGCUAAAUUCCACGUACGGCUUAGAUGGCAGGAUGAUGGCUCAUUAACCAUUUCUGGAACAGAUACUAAAUACAUUGAAACAGCAUUAGGUUAUAUCAAUGGUAUAAUACAACAGCACAAGAAAAAGACCAUGUAUUUCAAGGAACCAGGUGUUGAAAAGUUAAUUGCUGAGGUAUAUAGACAAGGACAUUUACACGGGAAAGGAACUGUGGUAGAAUUGACAGGACUAGAUCCGUCUGAUCGCGGCAAUUUUAAGUUGACCUUUAGUAUGGAUAUAAAAGGAACAUUAACCAAAUUAAACAUUGGUGUCGGUAGUCCCCAGUUUUUACAUGCUGAUGUGGUUCUCAUUCCUGUCACCAUUAACGACAGAAAAUUACAGCCCAUUGGUACUGGUGGUAAAAUUGGAAUAACUGAGGGUCCUGGGACCGAACAUAUCAUUAAACACGGAGCACCACAUCCAACAGAAGGAGAGACAGUCAAUACAGAACCUGGAAACUUCUACUCAAGGGCGCUGUUUUAUGGUGUUUACCCAACCGUAGCUUCAACAAACAAAGAACUGUGUAUGGGGGCUAUACUAGAAGAUGUGUUGAAGAAUGCCGAUGAAAAGGGGUUUUUCACUGUUGCUCUACCAGUAAUAAAGUCUAAUUCUCAAAAUCUGGACAAAUCAGUCAAUCAACUUACUUAUUCUGUGCUUGAGAAAUACCUGACUGAUAAACAGACGUCUUCUGUACGGUCUGUAUGGAUGUUUGCAGACACGGAUGACAGUGCAACAAAGUUCAAGGAGGUGGCCGAAAAAGCAAAUGCCCAGAGUACAAAACAGAUCAGAAGGAGAUUUAUGAGUCGGACAAGGGCUAAAGGAAAUGAAGGUACAGUGACAUCAAAAACCAGGAUGUCCUUGGUGACAGCCGAUAUCGCGUGGGAGGAGACAGAAGCAGUGGUUAAUUCGACUAACGGACGACUGGAUUUAUCGCAGGGUGCCAUAGCAGGUGCAUUGCGCAAAAGAGGUGGAGAUGAAUUACAGGCCGAUUGUAAAAAGAAGUAUCCUAAGGGUAUACAGUUGGGUGAAAUUGCCAAAACCCUUGCGUUCAAUAUGAAAUUUACAAAAUACAUCUACCACUGUAACCUACCAGAGUACCAGAAGGAUGAAUCCAUGAAGGUAUUAAAGGAGACCAUACUGAAAUGCCUACAACAAGCUGAAAAAGAUGGAAUAGUUAGCAUAGCGUUUCCAGCUAUAGGUGCUGGAAUUCUGAAAUAUCCCCGGGAAGAAGUGGCAAAUAAUUUAUUUGAGAUAGUGCAUGAAUAUGGAGAGAACAACCCAACAACGACUCUCACCGAUGUUGUUUUUGUCAUGUUCAAGGAUGAUCAGAAUGUAAUAAAGGUUUUUAAAGAAACGCAAGAGAAAUACAAGAAAAAGUAUGGAACUGAUAGAUUAUUACUUCCGCUGACAGAAAAUAAUGCUGAUCAGUCUGAGCGUUUAUUACCACUAUCAAUCUACAGUAAGGUAUCGGCUGUACUCGUCAGUGUUUAUGCAAUAGGAGAAGAACAGUUAAGGGAGAUAUGUGAUAAAUGUCAAACAAAUAUAAACCGUGACAUCAAGGAAAAAACAUCAUGGAAUGAUGACAUUUUACAGAAGUAUGAUGAUGACCAGAUGAAUGAAGUCAUUUCAGCAUUUGAACAAUGUGAUGCUGAAAUUGAAGCUAUAUUUGAUAGAAACUCUGGAACUACAAAGUUUAAAGGGCUUGCUGGCGAUAUUAUGGCUGUUAAGUCUAUUUACGACCAACAUCAUAUUGAUCAGCGCCAGUUUUUCGACAAAGCUCAAACACUACAGCUGACUCACCAGUGGGUUUUUAUUGAAAAUAGCGAUUUGGGAAAAACCCGUAAACCAUAUGAUACCCUAUGUAAUUAUAAGAUAGAAAUGGCCUACACAAAUGGUGAAAAUGAUCUUAGAAUUAAAGAUUCCACAGGCAAAGAAUAUAAAAUAGAUUUUAUUGACAUGGUAGAGAAAGCAGACGAGUGUAUUCCUAUUUUAAGAACAACACCCUAUCAAGAUAUGAAAUGCGAACCACCAAACGAAUGGGGUCAGUUAACCAGAAAUUUAACACUUGAAAGUUUAGAUGCAAGGAAGAAUGAUUACCAACGUAUUGCCAAAAUGUUUAUAGAUGGACUGGGCGUUGCUAGUCCCCCUCAGAUUGUUAGGAUUGACCUGGUGAAGAACAUAGGGGUGUAUCAGCGAUAUAUGGCUAUGAAGAAUCAGAUGGUCAGUGAAAAUGGUGGAAAACAAGUUGAUAGGCAAUUAUUUCAUGGAACAAAUCUGGAAGCAACGACAGGAAUCAACAGAGAUGGUUUUAACAGAAGUUAUUGUAGUAAUGAAUCAGCUCAUGGACAAGGUGUAUAUUUUACUGCUGACAGUUCAUAUGCUGUACGUGAUAAUUAUUCUAGAAGAGAUAAAGAUGGUCAGAAAUAUGUUUAUUUAGCAGAUGUACUAGUUGGGAAUUAUCAACUUGGUAGAGAAGAAAGCCAACGAGUUCUUCCACAAGGUGUUCAUUCUGUUGUAGACAGCUUAGACAAUCCAAGAACAUUUGUUAUUUUCACAGAUAAUCAAGCUUAUCCUAAAUAUCUGAUUGUAUUUAAAUAAAAUAUUCAAAUUAUGUCAAUGGAAAUCAGUCAAUCUAUCAGAUUUAUCUUGGUUAAAUAUUAUUUUGUAGAUUUCAUUGUGAGUUUGUAUGUUGAUUUGUGGUCGUUCCUAGUUUUACCAUCAUCUAUAAUUAAUGCAAUUUUGAGAUUCCUAAUUUUACCAUCAUCCAUAAUUAAUGCAAUUUUGAGAUUCCUAAUUUUACCAUCAUCCAUAAUUAAUGCAUUUUUGAGAUAUAUUAUUUCUGUUAAUAUUAGUACUUUCUGAGAUAUAUUAUUUGUGUUCACAUUGGUACUUUUUGAGAUAUAUUAUUUGUAUUAAUAUAAGUACUUUGUACUUUUUGAGUGACAUUUAGUAAUUGAACAUUAUUGGAAUAUGGAAUAACAAUUACUGGUUUAUUAACAUGAUAGUCACCCUCGUCUUUAUCAAGCAAAUGAUAACAUAUGCAUGUAUGAAAUAUCUUUAUUUAAUGUUCGCUUCCACCAAAGUGAUACCGCAGACAAGGGAUAACAUAUAUACAUGUAUGUAUAUAUAUAUAUGUAUUGCUUUUUAUAUGUAUUCAUAUAGGACUUCCUGUUUACACUGUAUAUACUAAGGUAAGUCAUUGAUCACCAAUUAGCCUAUUAUAUGGCUUUGAUCAAGCGCUUAUUAGUAUGUAUGACUUUCUUUUAAUGUACCGGUAUAUAAAUACUUGGGUUUUAUUUGAUGAUUUGGGGGGAUGGAAUGGCCUGGUGGUCUAGAGUGUCAUGCUGCGAUCUCUAGCUGGCCAGUCACUUCUGGUUGCAAUUGUGGUUUCGAUCCCUGGCGUGAGCGUAUGUGGCUUGGAGAUAGGGGUUCCUUCUCAACCUCGUUUACUCUGGGUACACUGGUUUCCUGCCACUGGAAAGACCCCUGGAGGUGGCCUUAAGAAAUAGGUCUAACCCAGAUCAACAAAGUAAAAAUGAUUGGGGUGCCCAAGUUGUAAUUUGACGUUGAUUCCAUAAUGUAGUAAGGUUUUUGAACAUUUAAAAAAGUGUAAUUCAACAUGGCGCCCCAGGGGUUUAAUAUAUUGUGGCAGUCAAGAUUUUGACUAAAAUGCCUUGGAAAUCGGAAGUUUGAGGUGACUGGUAUAUGACUCUCUUUUGUAAACCGAGGUGAUUCACUUGUCCAUUAGAUUAAGUGGGCAAGUAGGCUCAUCCUUUGGUUAUGUGAAUAGCUCCUUUUAACUAGAUCGGCUCUGGACUGGUUUGUUUCUAUAGUAGCUCUCGUUGUUGUGAGUGUAUUAUUUUUUAGCAAAGAGAAUAUCUUCCGUCAAAUUUUUUAUGCGUGAACUAUUAUGUUGUCACUUUGUCUGUUAACUAUUGGCAAGUGAAUGCGAUGGAGGCAACUGUUUAUAAUGCAUUUUUUUCAAAUUUGGUGCAAAGUAUUAGAGUCAUGAGAUGACAAAUCCUAUCUGGGUCAUGAGAAGACGAAUCCUGUUUAAUUUAUGUUAAGUGAGCUUCUGCUCUGGAGUUACUCCCUUUUUUUGUAAACAUAGGAGAUGCUCAAUUGAACGUUCCGGAAUUGAAUUCUGUCAAAUCCAAAAAUAAUGACAAUCGAGUGAAAAUGGGAUUUGGGGCUAGAACGCAUGCGCUGACUGCCUGAGAAAAUAUCUCAACCAACCAUGACAGCUGCAACAUAUUCAUUAGAUUUAAUUACCUCACGAUUCUACUCACACCACCUCAGUUGUCGGUUCUGACAGAACUGUGACAGGACUAAAUUCUACGUCACUCGAAUGCAAUUCCGUCAACUCAGAAUUUUCCGGACUGACUAUCGAGCAUCCCCCAUUCGAAUGCGAUGGAAGCCAGUUUGCCAAUUUAGUUUGAUCCAUUGGGGUCAUGAGAGGACAGACACUAGAGGAUGAAUCCUAUUGAUUUUCAAAUUUGGUGUGAAGCAUUGGGAUUGGAGAGCAUGAAUUCUGUUGAUUUUCCGCAUUCUAGGGAGAGAGAGAGAAAUGGGGUUUAACGUCCACUCGACACAAACUAGGUCAUUUCGGGACUAACAUAUGGUUUAAUUUUAUUUCAAUAAUUCGCUUGCGCGUAGGGGUCUUUAGCAGUUGGAGGAAACCGGAGGACCCGGAGAAAACCCAUGUGGUUGGACAGGCGACCCUACUCCUUGUCACGUACAACCGGGGAUUCGAAACCACGCCAGUCGACUCAAUGACAGACUUUAUGAUACAGCGCGCACACGGUAACCAUUCAGCCAUCCAACACCUCCUCCCCCCCGCAUUCUAGGACUUUUUGUUCGAGAAUGGAAAAGUUGUGAACAGGAUAGAUCAAGUGUCUAUGACUAUAUUUUUUUUAUCUUGGGGCAUAUAGCUGCUGUGUGGACAUAUUUAUCAUUUAUUUAUUAUUAGCUAUAUUAUCUUCUCCCUAUUGAGGAAUGAAAAUCAAUUUGUUUUUUUAUAGAAUCACAUUGUUUUAUAGAUAUUUUUUUACAUGGAUUUUUUUACAUGGAUUUUUACUUUCAUUUUGUUUUACGGUCAUUCCAUGCCAAGUGGACCAGUGCUUUUUGGGUGACGCCCACAGAAUAUUAUGAAAAAAUAGGGGUACCCAAUUGCAAAUUUUAAACCACUAUUCUAUGACACAAUUUUGAUGUACUGGUUUUAUGUCUUCAAGUUUGGGGAUUUGAAAGAAAUUUUAGGGUGACUCCCACAGAAUAUUAUGAAAAAAUAGGGGUACCCAAUUGCAAAUUUUAAACCACUAUUCUAUGACACAAUUGUGAUGUACUGGUUUUAUGUCUUCAAGUUUGGGGAUUUAAAAGAAAUUUUUAUCCAUAUUAAUAAUCCUCCAUUAGAUUUCCCUAACAAGUAUGGUGUUUAUUAAGUGCCAAAAACCAUUACUUGUGAGAAAAAAAGAAUAUUUUGAAACAAUGUAGGUUGUUACUUGUCACAUAUCUGUAAGUACUAUAACAUAUAUCUUUUUUAUAAUAUUCUGAGGAGGUUACUGAACAAUUUUGCUAGAAUUUCGUCCACUUGACAUACCCUAUACAGAAAUUUGUAAUAAACAUAGUUUUCACCAAUAGGGUAAUUAUGAUUCUCAGUUUAUCUAUUUGUUUUUUUACCUGUCAAUUUUGGUCCUAAGUAUAACUUUAGUAUCUUCUAACUGGGAUGGGGUCUAAUUUUACUGUGUGUUCCUGUAUCAUUUUAUUGUUUGUUCUGUGGGGUUGGAGGAGACAAUGGGGGGUGGGAGCGAAUGAUGUGACACUUGCUUGUUAGAUGAUCAGGUCUUUCAUCGAGUUGAGUAGCCACGGUGGCUAAGUGAGCAAGACACUGGCUUGUAGCUGGUUCACUCCCGGCGUUGGUUUGGAAAGUUCAUCUUGAUUCUCCAACGUGGUUUCCCCUUGUCAGUGGUACAAGAUGGAGGGCCUGACAAGGACAGCUAUCUAGUCGUGGAGAUGAGACGAAAAACCGAAGUCCCGUGUACACAUUAGCCUGCACGUAAAAGAUACCUUGACAGUUGAAAUUUGAUAUAAGAGUUGGUUGUAGCACCGCUGUCCAGGCAAAAUUUCAUCCCUUACAGCACACUGUAUGACAUUAGCGGAUUAGCCCAAGAGUAUGCUCGUCUUCAUUAGCCCAGUCGGAUCAGAACAGUGGGACAUUAAACCCCAUUUUAUUUCUUUUAUUGUACGUGACAAGUAGUAGGGUCACUUGUUCAACUUUGUGCGUUUUCCCUGGGUCCUCCAGUUUCCUCCCUGGCCUAAAGACCCCUCUUCGCCGCCCAAGCGAUUUGAAUCAUAUGUUAGUCCCAGAAUAACCUAAUUUUGUGUAGUUUAUGUUAUGUUAUCAAAUGAAAUGGUCAUAAUAUGUAUCAUAAUAUCAUAUUCCUAUAUAACAAGAAUAACAAUUUUUCUUCUCUUUUGUUUGUAUAUACAGAUGGUGGCUAAGUGGGUAAGGUGCUGGCUCGCUAGAAUGGAGGUCGGGUGUUCGAUCCCUGCAUUGACCGAGAAAGUUCAUCCAGAUUUUCAGGCGUGGUUUCCUGAAUGACCUGACAAGGACAUCUGUCUAGUCGUUUGGAUUGGACAAAACACAGAGGUGCUGUGUACACAUUGGUGUGCACGUAAAAGAUCCCUUGACAGUUGGAAUUCGAUAUAAGAGUAGGCCGUAAUGCCUGUGUUCGGCCAAAAUUACCCGCAUAGCACACUGUAUGGCAUAUGCCCCUCUUUAUUAGCGAAAUCGGGGCAGAACAGUAGGACGUUAAACCCCAUUUCAUUUCAUUACCUAAUUUAUAUAGCCACACUAUGACCUACUCUUAUUACGAAUUCCAACUGCCGAAGGAAUCAAUAACGUGCACAGGACCGCGGUUUCCGUAAAUCCACACGACUAUACGUUGUCCCUGGCUAGACCCUCAGUCCUGUAUCACUGAAAAGGAGGAACCAUGUUGGAAAAUCCUGAUGAACUUUCUCGACCAAUGCCAGGAUUGUGUUACCAACUGAGCCACCGUGGCCCCAUAUAAAUUAGGAAAGAAACAGAUUUUAAUCAUGUUUUAAAUUCAAUCUGAUUAAAACACAGACCCUAUAUUUCGUUUCGUUUUUAUAGUUCAAAAUUUCGUUUUACUUGUCUUUACUACUCUAGGAUCUGGAAGAGUUGUUAUCACUGACGUGUUCUAAAUGAUGUGAUGGAAUAGCUAAUGAUAAUGAAACGGUAUGUUACGGUGAGCUUUAGGCGUGUUUUGCGCAGAACUGUGGGUAAUCCACUAGUAACAUCAAUGCUGAUUGGUUAAUCAAAUUUCUGAAGUCAUAAGGUCAAAAGCUGCUCGUCAGGUUUUCAUGUAGUGUAGGCCAUCGAAAGUAUAAAAAAACGAAACGAAAUAUUGAUCAGAUUGGUUUAAAUUGGUUGUGUUGAUUGUAAACUUUCAACAAAAAGAGCAGAAAAUUAGAAAUCAGAUCACAAGUUUUAUUUUUUAUCAUGUUUAGUUGUGUAAUUGUAAAGUUUCUACAAAUAAAACAGAAAAUUAUAAAUCAGA